CUCGGAUUUUCUUUGUCACCACAAUUCCAUAUUUUCCAAUUUCCAUCUCUCUCUCUCUCUAAACUAAAGCAGCAUGGGUGGCGCCGACGAGGAGUGGGUCAAAGCCGCCAUGACCGACGACACCAUGGUGGUGGAGCUCCUGGUGCGCCUCCACGCCUCCGCGCCGUCGCCUCCGCCCGCCUUGGAGUGGACCGUCCGCCAGCGCCGGUCAAGGCCCGCCGCCGCCAGGAAGCCAGCUCACAGCCAGCGAGCUAGCCCUAGCACGCCGCUCUGGUGGACCGGCGCCGCCACAUCCCUCAGCGGCGGAUCUGGCGGAGCCGGCGGCUCCGAGGAGUCCAGCCGGCCACGCAGCCAGAAACUCUCCACCGACGCGAGAUCUAAGCUUAAUGGCGAUAGUGGCAAAGCCAUCUCAAAGAGGUCAAGAAAGAAGAAGAACUUAACGGAACUAAAAGAUGAAGAGAACUCAUUGCUAAAGGAGAGAAGAAGCUUGAAGAGAGAUAUUGCUGCAUUACGCGUUAAUUUGGAGAAACAAAUAGCUAAAAAUGAGAACUUGAAGAGAAUAAAGAUAGAGUUGCAACCCCUGCUUGAUAGAGAAACGGCAUCUUCAACCAAGGAACCAGUUUCAGACAACCAGCUGCAUCCAGCCGGUCCCGCCAUUACGCCACCACUAAUCUCAGACAAAGCAGCGGCACUACACUCAAAUGACUGCCCGACAUCACCUAUUAAAGAUGCCACAACUAGUCAUGCUUUUAUGCUUCCCGAUCUAAACAUGCCCUUCGAGGAUGCCUGCCCUGAUAUAGUCUGCAGUGUCAGCUAAACCGGACGGUUAGAUUAUACUCCCCUACUAAGCCAGACAAAAAAACAUAACAAGUGACACCUAUACUGAAUAAGGGCUAACCUUGCUUUAGGACAAAGUGUAGUGUAACUGUAUGAUAGUGCCAAACAACCAAUACAUGUUUGACCAAAGUGUCUUGUUGUAGUUAGGAUCUAUUCUUUUUUUUGUUUACUUAUGUAUGAAGUGAAGGUCUGAGGUUAAGUUUAAAUCACAACUCUUGUUAUGGAGCCAUUUUUUUGGUUCUGUAAUUUCCUUAUCUGCUGCGUAGAGCAUACCCGUCCCCUGUUCCCCUGUUUCAGCUCCCGUCGCGUGUUCAGGGACGUUUGGAGAUGAGAUGUAAACAUCUCAUGUAAUAGUUAGAUGUACAUAGGCUGUCUUUUCUAGGGAAGACUUUGGAGUUGUCUUUACUUAUGAGAUUGUAGCCCUCUUGAAGCAUAUUUUAGAUCCAAGAGAGAGAUAUUGGGCACAUGAAUAUUUUCAGUGCAACUCUUUUAUUACUCAACUUUUUAUA
Molecule: messenger RNA, 1346 nt
Organism: Salvia hispanica
Lineage: Eukaryota; Viridiplantae; Streptophyta; Magnoliopsida; Lamiales; Lamiaceae
Source: RefSeq, a predicted model, not a curated record